Molecule: messenger RNA, 756 nt
Organism: Panicum virgatum (switchgrass)
Lineage: Eukaryota; Viridiplantae; Streptophyta; Magnoliopsida; Poales; Poaceae
Product: transcription factor SRM1-like
Exons: 3
Coding region: 1-756 (251 amino acids)
Molecular function (GO): DNA binding
Source: RefSeq, a predicted model, not a curated record
AUGGACCCCAAGUUCAAUGGCGAAUGGAGUGCCUUCGAGAUUAAAAUGGUGAAAUCACUAAUUGCUAGUCACAAUGCCAACAACAACAAUCAAUCAGGUAAUAGCCUUGUGAACAACAACUAUGGAAUCCCAAGGGAGGAUCCAACCAUGGACAACAUGGAUAUGUCACCUGGCUCUCUGAAAGGUAAGCAAUCAGAGGCCCCAAGGAUGGUGGAGGAAGCGCCUCAGCAGCAAGUAACCAUUCCUCAUCAAGAGAGGCGGCACAAGAGGUCGUUUUGGACCACAGAAGAGCACAAGCAGUUCCUCCAUGGUUUGCAAAUGUACGGCCGCGGCAACUGGAAGAACAUCUCUAGGCACUUCGUCACCACUAAGACACCAGUGCAGGUCUCCAGCCAUGCGCAGAAGUACUUCCGUAGGGUAGAGCGCACCACCGAGAAGCAACGCUACAGUAUUAAUGAUGUCGGCCUCUAUGACGCUGAACCUUUGGCACAGAAUAACUCUUCCAGUUUGGAGGCGCUCUCCUUUGCUGGUGGCGCAAAUAAUCAAAACAACUAUGGAUCCGGCAGCUACCUUGCCACCAUGAACAACCUUGCACAGAUUUGGUCACCCUUCCUGUACAGGACUGCCCAGGCGAGCAGCAGUCAGGCGACCAUACGCAUUUGGACUGGCCAGCAGAUGGGGUCUAGUCCUUCUGCAACUCUAGCACCAGAGGGACCUAAAAUUCAAAUGGCCUGGAUUGGUAAUAGUAACAUGUAA